AAAGAAACCAACCACGGCCAUAGCGGCAUUGUGCUAUGGCGUGGACGACGCCCGGCAUAUGGAGCCCAGGCGUGGGUAUGGCUCCUGCGCCCUAUCUGGAGGCUCCGCCAGCUCAGGGAGAGCUCACGCAGCUCUUGACCGAGGUUGCUCGGCAGCGGGAGGAGGCCGCGCAGUUGCGGCUGCGGGUCAUGCAGUCGCCCUCGAAGCACCGCGAACAGCUGGGAGAGGACCUCCGGGCGCAAACUCUGAAUUGGCAGCCUCCGGUGCACAAGGUGAAGGAAGUCAACCACACGGUUGAAGAGGUUCGCUCAAGGAUCGCCUCGCUUCGGGAUACCUUGGAGCAGGCGCAGCCUGAGCACGUUUGCCACUGGCCGAGUGCGCCGCCUGAGGAGAAGCCGAGGAAGACUCGCAAGGCCUCGCCUAGAACCAAGGCGCCCACAAGGUCUGAGAAGCGAGAAAAGAUGGAGCCAGUGACGGAGCGCUUGACGCGAGCCAACGUGUCCCGGCGCUCCCGUCCCAACUCCCCAAACACGUCCACAUCGCUCAGGAGUGUGAGCCCCAGCUCCAACCCCUCAGCCCCACGGCUCUGCACCUCCGUGCCAGAGCACAGGCUAAAGCCGCCUGAGCCGCAGUUCCUUUUCAGCUUGCCGCUGCGCGUCUACGAAGGCCCCAAGAAGCUGGUCGACCUCACCUUCAAGGGCAAGGAGAGUCGUUCAGGAUCUCCGCCCACAUCGCCCACGGCGACCCAGUCAGAGUCUGCCAGGAGCUUCAUGUGGACCCAGGAUCCUCCUGCCAGGGCCUAUCAGGUUCACGAGCGGGCUCCUGUGCAAGGUCCAGGCGCCAAGCUGAUGGAGCUGAGGCCCAUGUCAUCAGGCGUGCCGGCUAGCACACAAGGCUUGUCCACACCAGCGUCUCCGCGCUCUGUGGCCGGGAUGCCAGCGCCCAACUUCACCUGGAACGCGCCCAUGGUCGCCCAGAUGCCGCGCAGCAUGUCGCCACAGCCAGCUUCAAAUGGCUAUGGGCGAAGCAUUUCGCCGCCGCCUGCCGUGCAAUAUAGGAGUAUCUCUCCGCCACCUGUGCCGCAGGUGCGAUACAUGUCUCCCCCUCUAGUUGGCCGUUGACAUACAGCUGCCGAUAGGUUUCAAUGAAUAAGACAAGCCGUCAGCAAAUGUGCUGAGGACGAA
Messenger RNA from Effrenium voratum, 1184 nucleotides. The record is from the annotation of a GenBank genome assembly. NCBI's taxonomy places the organism in Eukaryota, Dinophyceae, Suessiales, Symbiodiniaceae.